Messenger RNA from Cyprinodon tularosa, 812 nucleotides. RefSeq names its product apolipoprotein D-like. Gene Ontology annotation, biological process: lipid transport; brain development; tissue regeneration. Lineage: Eukaryota; Metazoa; Chordata; Actinopteri; Cyprinodontiformes; Cyprinodontidae. Gene Ontology annotation, molecular function: lipid binding. Bases 171 to 740 code for a protein of 189 amino acids. The record is from RefSeq and is a predicted model, not a curated record. The transcript is spliced from 5 exons.
ACCAAGGUAGCCAAUAUCUUUACAUGAACAGGUGCCAAAAAUCUCACACCUUUAAAAAAACAAAUGUGACAUGCAAAUCAGACCAAGGUGAAGCAGAGGACCUUUACUAUAAAUACAGCAGGGCAACGAUGAGAGUCACUGCUACCCACUAAAACAGGGUUUGGAGAAAAAUGGAUUUCAUCCAGGUGUUUUCCUUCACUCUGCUGUCCGUUCUGGCAGCCAACGCUCAGAUCUUCAGUCCUGGCAGAUGUCCCCAAGCUGCUGUUCAGCAGCAGUUUGAUGCUGCGAGGUAUCUUGGUAAAUGGUAUGAAAUCCAGAGGUUGCCCCACACGUUUCAGACAGGCCAGUGCAGCACUGCCACCUACAGUCUGCAGAGUCCUGGUGUUGUUGGAGUCCUAAACAGGGAGCUGCUUGCGAAUGAGACCAUUAAUGAAAUCAUUGGGACUGCCAAACCUGACCCAGCUGAGCCUGCCAAACUGCUGGUCUACUUCUUUGAGAACUCUCCCCCUGCUCCAUACUGGGUUCUGUCCACAGACUAUGAUAACUACGCCCUGGUCUACAGCUGCACCGACCUACUUAUGUUGCACGCUGACUUCGUCUGGAUCCUGAGCAGGCAGCCCACUCUGCCUGACGAUACCCUGGAGGAGCUUCACAGCAUCCUGCGGUCCCUCAAUGUCAGUGUAGACAAGCUGCUGUACACCAACCAGGAUCCAGUGUCAUGUAGUGUCAUGAACCAGUAAAAUAAUAUCAUGCAUUUUGUGUUUUUAAUUUACACUCUUUAUUUUGAGCUUAAAUUAAUAAACAUAUGUGCU